AUGACCAACGCCACCUUCAACACCACCGCCCAGCCAGGCGCGCUGCCCCCGUUGCCUGGCGCCAAGCUGGGGCUGACCGUGCUCUCCUUGGCCUUCAUCCUGGGCUUCCCCGGCAACAUCUUCGUGGUGUGGAGCGCUCUCUGGCGUGUCCAGAAGCGUACGGUCACCUGCCUCCUCAUCCUCCACCUGGCCUUGGCCGACUGCGCCGUGCUGCUCACUUCCCCUUUCUUUCUUCGGCUCCUGAGCGCCGGAAAGUGGGAGUUCGGCUCCGUGGUCUGCCAGCUGUGCCACUAUGUCUGCGGCGUCAGCAUGUACGCCAGCAUCUCCCUCAUCACUCUCAUGAGCCUGGACCGCUGCUUAGCUGUCACUAAGCCCUUCAUCUCCCAGAAGAUCCGGACUGCCAUGGUGGUCAGGUCCUUGGUCUUGGCCAUCUGGAUGGUCUCUUUCCUCCUUGCCGUGCCGGUCAUUUUCUACCGCAAGCUGGUGCUUAGGGGCAGGCACCUUCUCUGCGACCUGUCCCAUCCCACCAUUGGCCACCUCGUCUUCCACAACCUUUUUGAGACCCUGACUGGCUUUGUGCUGCCCUUCGCUGCCAUCAUCUGGAGUUACUGUGUCAUCGGGCGCAGGCUGCAGGAGACCCGCUUCCGGAGGAAGCGCCGCACCAACCGGCUCAUUGUGCUGAUUGUGGCCGCAUUCGCCCUCUUCUGGCUACCCUUCCACGUGGUGAACAUCCUAGACGUGGUUGGGGCGCUGAGCCACUCCAAGGGACUCAUCGUGGCUGGGAAGAUGGCCCGGCCCACCCUGACGGCCCUGGCUUUCUUCAGCAGCAGCGUCAACCCCAUCCUCUAUGCCUUCACCGGUGGUGCCUUGAUCAAGUCGGCUGGCAUAGGCUUCAUGGCCAAGCUCUUUGAGGGGACGGCCUCAGAGAUGUCCAGCACGCGGAUUGGGACGGGGCGGACCAUCCAGCGGCGCGAGGAGGCCAAGUUGGAGAUGGUGCAGGAUGGGAACCCAGAGAGCAUCACCCUUUCCACCAACCCGCUGGAGUAGCCCUCGGCCAUGUGGGACAGGCACUCCGACAAUCCCACUUCAUCCACCAACACCCUGGACUAGCACUAGGGCACGUGGGACAGGAGCUGCAACAAUCCCACCUCAUCCACCAACAUCUUGGGCUAGCCCUGGGGCCAUGUGGAACAAGAAUGGGAAAAAUCUUCCUGGGAGGCCCAGAAGACGAUGGUGCAAGGCCCCAACUGACUCCUUCAUGGAGUGAUGGUGAAACUAUCAAGAAUUUGCUCGGGGAGUGCUCAUUUGCUUCUUAUUUGGGGGUUGUCCUGGUCUGAACAACCUGCCCGCAACACCCAUUUUCCCCUUCCUCUCCAGCUGUGACUUUGUGGGAACAAACCCAGGCUCCAAUAUCUCCACCUUGACACCAACGGGGACUGGCCCAGCUACACAAGGAGAAUAAUUGGACUUUGUGUAAAUAUGGAAAAGGGACUCAAGCCUGAAUGGGGAUCGAUGAUUUAGGGAGUCAAGGCGCUACCAUUGUACUGUGGAGAGGAAGUGGCCUGUCUGCUCAGGUGACGGGAAAGUGAAAGCUGGAGGGGUAGAGACCGGUUGCGGGACAGAGGCAGGUGGUGGGGGAAGAGAUGGAGAGAAACAGGGUGAGGGCGAGAGGGAUGGAGGGAACGUUGAGAGGCUGAGGCUGGGCGAGUCCAUGUCUUCAGGAAGUUACAAGAGGUGCUUGAGGCUGCACUGACCCCAUCCGAGAACAGGGCCCCUGUUGUGCCAGGCACUGCACAAACCCACAGUGAGACAGCCCCUGCUUCUAGGAACUUGCAGUCUAAAUGGGCAAAGACAGGAUUAUUAUCCCUAUUUUGCAAACGGGGAAACUGAGGCAUGUGGGAGGUGCAGCGACUUGUCAAAGGUGAUCUAGAGAGUCUGUGGCAGAGCAAGGAACAGCCUGGGGGUGUCUAGGGACCCAGUCCAGGGCUCUGAACCACAAGACCAUCCUUCCCCUAAGUCUAUUUUCACAGCCAGAUAAAAAGGGAAUCUGGGAUUUCACCAGGAAGGUUUCGUACCUCCCAUCUGCGCUGUGUGG
Emys orbicularis (European pond turtle) is the source of this 2095-nucleotide messenger RNA. It is a transcript of the gene LTB4R, whose product is annotated as leukotriene B4 receptor. Gene Ontology annotation, cellular component: plasma membrane. The coding region runs from base 1 to 1047 and encodes 348 amino acids. The record is from RefSeq and is a predicted model, not a curated record. Gene Ontology annotation, molecular function: leukotriene receptor activity; complement component C5a receptor activity. The transcript has a single exon. Lineage: Eukaryota; Metazoa; Chordata; Testudines; Emydidae. Gene Ontology annotation, biological process: complement receptor mediated signaling pathway; positive regulation of cytosolic calcium ion concentration; phospholipase C-activating G protein-coupled receptor signaling pathway.